This is a messenger RNA of Cylindrotheca closterium, 696 nucleotides long. The record is from the annotation of a GenBank genome assembly. Lineage: Eukaryota; Bacillariophyta; Bacillariophyceae; Bacillariales; Bacillariaceae.
AUGUACCUCUCAACAAACACACGACCAGACAUUACCUUUGCUGUCAGCCAAGUGGCACGAUUCUCCUCUGAGCCAAAGCAAUCUCAUGCAACCGCUGUGAAAACAAUUCUUUGUUACCUGAAACGCACUUGCACAAAAGGCAUGAUCAUCAAACCUACCGGAAAACUGAACCUUGAUUUGUUUGUCGAUGCCGACUUCUGUGGACUCUAUAAUACAGAGCCUCACACCAAUCCAAACUCCGUUCGAUCACGCACCGGGUUUAUUGUAAAGUUGAGCAAUUGCCCACUGAUUUGGCGCUCCCAGCUACAAACAUCCAUCACUUGCUCCACGCUUGAGGCCGAAUACAAUGCUCUCUCUUCUGCUCUAAAGACCUUAAUUCCAUUGAAGCAUCUUCUCAUUGAAGCCACCAACCACGUUGAACUUGACAACGGCAUCCGCGCCACCAUUUGGGCCUCAGCAUUUGAAAACAACCAAGGAGCAUAUUUUCUAGUUACCAAAAAAAGAAUCACAUCUCGCACCCGCUGGUAUCUCAACAAGUGGCACUGGUUCUGGCAACACGUCACCAAAGACGGUGUUGGCCCAGAAACUGUUGCCAUCCACGAGCUGGACACAUCGCUCCAAGAUGCUGAUUACCUCACAAAGGCACAGUCUUGUGAACCUUUCGAGAGCAAUCGCUUUCAAGUGCAAGGGUGGUAA